This is a messenger RNA of Lactuca sativa (garden lettuce), 1074 nucleotides long. Its product is annotated as protein FAR-RED IMPAIRED RESPONSE 1-like. The record is from RefSeq and is a predicted model, not a curated record. NCBI's taxonomy places the organism in Eukaryota, Viridiplantae, Streptophyta, Magnoliopsida, Asterales, Asteraceae. Gene Ontology annotation, molecular function: zinc ion binding.
AUGUAUGUGACAUAUAAUGAAAAAGUUGAAAAAAAGAUAUCAUAUGAUUUAUUUACAAACACAGACUUUAGAAACAGGUUUUCGAAGCUUGUUUGGGACAUUAAUAUGAAACCUGAUGUUUUUGAGGUGAAGUGGGGUUUGCUUAUGAAGGAAUUCAAUCUUGAAGACACAAGAUGGUUUAAAGACAUGUUUACAAUACGUGAUUCAUGGAUACCUGGAUAUUUUAGUGAUGUUCCAAUGUGUGGUUUGAUGAAGACUACAUCGAGGUCAGAGAGUAUGAAUUCAUCCUUUAAUACAUAUUCAGAAAGUGGGAACUUACUUUUGAAUUUCAUGAUGAAUUACGACACUGCCAUUCAAAAGAAAAGGAAUACUCAACGAGAGCUUGAUAAGGCAUCAAAGAAAACAUCAUAUAAAAUGCAAACACCUCGAGAAAUAGAACUGCAAGCAUCAAAGGUUGAAAUAAAAGAUGAAGAGAAAGAAAUAAAUUGUAGUUGUGAACAUUUUAAGCGUAUAGGUGUUUUAUGCAGACAUGCUUUUACAAUAAUGAUGAGAUGUGGUGUUAAAGAAAUUCCUGAAAGGUACAUUUUGAAGACAUGGAGAAAGGAUGUGAUAUCAAGAAAUUAUCGUUUUAGUUCUGUUCAAUCCGAUUCAAGUGAUUGUGAGAAUGUAAAGGUAGUCAAUGAUUCAUAUUAUAGUUUUGAAUCAUGUUUGCAUAUUGUAAGAGAUGACAAAAAGAGAUUGGUUUUGUUUGCUGAGAAACAACAAAUGUUGUUGAAGGAAUUUGAGAGUGAUUAUAUUUCUUCUGGAUUGAAAAGAAAGACAGAUGGUGAAGUCGUAUGCAAGCUUUUGGGUGUUACUAUUCCUAUUCCAGAAGAGAUUAAUAUUCAUGUUCCUGAAGUUCAAAGCAAUAAAGGUUCUGGAAUCAAGAAAAGAAUUCCAAGUGCAGGUGAAGUAGCAUAUAAAAAUUCUAAAAAAGAACAUAGAAUGUGUUCAGGAUGUGGAAAACGAGUUCCACACAAUUUACGUACUAGUCCAGAAAGAGUUGAAGCUGCUAAAUCCGCAAAAGACAGUUAG